GCUGUUGCCUGGGAGAUAGCUCACUGGAGGCAGGGCUCUACAAAAUAAUCUGUCUGCAUUCAGCCUCAUUUGAACACAUCUGUGCUGAGUCAUAAUGGCCAUGACUGCCCCCGAGGAAAACUACUCUACUCUCUUUGAAAGGACAAAGUUGUUAGAGUGGUGUGUGGAGUUUUACCACCAGAUCCCUGAGCCAUCAUGGCAAGAAACAGGCCUGGCAUCUUUGGCAGGAGCUGAGCUAGAAGAAGAAGAAGAAGAAGAAGAAGAAGAAGAAGAAGAAGAAGAAGAAGAAGAAGAAGAAGAAGAAGAAGAAGAAGAGGAAGAAGAAGCAGCAGCAGCAGCAGCACCACCACCACCACCACCACCACCACAACAACAACAACAACAAUAACAACACAUUGUGGUUCAUGGUUCGUGUUUAAUAUGUGGUUCCUGGUGGCAAUCUAUGAUGAUGUUGAUCACCAUGGCAAUAGGCAUCACAGCUGUCUACAAGUAGCAAAUACAAAGAGCCUAUAUGAAAGACAUUUUGGUUCAUCUGAAAGUUGAUGUGUGGGGCAAUUCUUUGGGGGUAAAGAUGUCACUCUGGGUAGUAUGAGAAUUACAGAAAAGGUGACUGCUCCCAAGAUGGAUUGCUGCUCCUCUAAGAACUCUCGGAAUCAGCAGAAAACCCUAGGCUGGCCUUCACUUUCCCCUAGGCUCCAGAAAUGAGUGAUAGACAGUUAGGAUUUGGGCUCUAAGGUGAGCACAAGGAAGUAUCAUGGAAGAAAUAGAGAAAAUCUCAUUUGCUGGGUAACAAUGUCAGGGCAAGCAUCUGUACAGCCCACAUCUUCAAGAUCCUGUAGCAAAUGCAAGGUCACUUCUCUGUCCCUAAGAGGAGUCACCUAAGGUGAUGCCAACUCAACUUCCCCUCAAAAGAAUGUCCAUGUCACUUACUGAAGGAGCUGGAUUCAUUUGGAGUGUUAGUGGGAACUCUACAGGCAAAGAGCUGUAUGGGCAAAGGGUAUGUGAAUAACUUCCCAGGUAUCUUUUAAGUGCUGGGGAUUGAAGCCAGAGUCUUAAUCUGUGCUAAGAAAGGGCUCUGCCACUGAGUUAUAUCCCAAAGUUCUUAGAUAUCUUCUAGAAGCAAGUAUCCAUCACUGACCAUGAGUUAGAGUCUUUGCAUAAAGCUAGCUGCUUCCAACCAGUAAGAGUGACUGCACUGUGGCCUCCUGGACCAAACAUAUCCUCACCAUGACUCCAGAACGGGGUCUAACAAAAAUACCUGCCUCUUUGGUUCUCUAGUUAGUUUGCACUGCAAAAGUUUCCAGAACCAACAGCCAGCUGGUCCUUAGAGAAUGGGGUCUCCACUUCCCUGAAUUCCAGAUACUUUCAAUAUUAUCACCACAUGCACUGUCAUGAUGGCCAUUGGACCCAGAGAUGAAAGUAGAUGUGGAAAAAGACAAAGUUGCUGCUGCUGCUGCUGCUGCUGCUGCUGCUGCUGCUGCUGCUGCUGCUGCUGCUGGUGGUGGUGUGUGUGUGUGUUUUGUUUUGUUUUAUUUGCACACACACCCAAACUAGAUUGAUUGAGGGGGCAUCUUGCCUCAGCCAUAGAGUGAAGCAGACAGACCCAUACUCACAACUGAGGACAGAACAUUACGAUAACCUUUCCCGUCAAUCAGAGCCCCACAAUAACAUAAGAAACUAAAAUGUGUUGAGUCCAUUCUGCUUGCCUGACCCCAGGUUAAGUGUUUUAUAUUAUCUAUUUUCAUACUAGUCUGGCAUGGUGCUAUUAUCUUACUCAUUAAACUUUUACAAAGCA
This is a messenger RNA of Rattus norvegicus (Norway rat), 1795 nucleotides long. The record is from RefSeq and is a predicted model, not a curated record. Lineage: Eukaryota; Metazoa; Chordata; Mammalia; Rodentia; Muridae.